Molecule: messenger RNA, 27741 nt
Organism: Lagopus muta (rock ptarmigan)
Lineage: Eukaryota; Metazoa; Chordata; Aves; Galliformes; Phasianidae
Gene: SHANK2
Product: SH3 and multiple ankyrin repeat domains 2
Exons: 32
Coding region: 18517-24183 (1888 amino acids)
Cellular component (GO): postsynaptic membrane; postsynaptic density; dendritic spine
Molecular function (GO): synaptic receptor adaptor activity; ionotropic glutamate receptor binding
Source: RefSeq, a predicted model, not a curated record
CUCCUCAUGAAGCAUAUUCUCUAAGUCCUUCACAAGUAUUCUUGCCCUUCUUUGGAUGUGCUCCAGCACCUCAAUGUCCUUUCUGUACUGAGGUAUAAUAACUGAACACAGUACUUGAGGUACUCAAGUACUUCAGUGCUGAGAACAGGGGCACGAUGACUUCCUUAGUCCUGCUCACCACACCAUUCCUGAUCCAAGUCAGGAUGCCAUUGGCCUUCUUUGCCACCUGGCACGCUGCUGGCUCAUAUUCAGCUCACUGUCCCUCAGUACACCAAGGUCCCUUUCUGUCAGGCAGCUUUCCAGCCAAUCCUCAGUAACAUCAAAGUGAAAAUCUCUUUACUUUGCUAAUAAUACUUGUCCUACUUUGAAUAUUAAAAAUGAAGGAUCUUUAAUUUUCCAAUUUACAUUUUUUAAUGUAUCCUUUCAGUAUAUAAUCGUAGCUCGCUGGUCAGUGCCCUGAGGUCUAUGAGGUUGCACAAUUUUAUUGCCCCCUUUUGUACAGAAUAAGUUCCGAGAAGUCUAUGGUAGCAUUGUAGUCAAAUAUCUGGAUAACUGUAGAGUUUUGAAACAAAUCCACAGCAGUACCCUCUGAAUUGCAUUACUUUCUCCUGUGCUAGUUACGCAUGUGAAAAGGAAGGAGGAGAAUAGGAAGCAGUGCAAACAUUGCAGUGAAAAAAUUACUGAAAAGAUUUAUAAAGUGUCUGAUGAAAUAUUAGCAAAAUGCAAAAGGGGUUUCUAUCUUAAAAUCACAAGGCUAAACUUCUAGUUUUGUAACUACAUGCUUAUUGGUUUAAAUCCAACUGAAAUAUUUCAUUAGUCUAACAUUGCAGCAAAAUCCACUUUUGAAAAAUAAAUUUCUUUAUUGUAUUUGUAACCUUAUAUUAAUGCUAGUCUAAUCUAGGAUUUGAAAAUGAAAUCAACAAGAAAUUAAUUUAAACUGUUAUUUUUCCCAUUUCGUUUUUGUCCAACUAGUGCUAAAGAGAUGCAAAACAGUAACGGGAAGUCAGUGGAAAGAUCUCAUCCAAGUAAAUGAACUGUUAUAUUCUCCCAGAAUAUCUAAUUGUAGCUCAUGAUAAGAUAUUCCAAAUAGGUGUGGGCUUCUGCAUAAGGUAAUGUCAAUGCUUCAGGUCUCAGAAUACUUCCUUAAGAGGAAGAUAAAUAUAUGGAAGAGAGAUGUCCAUUUCAACUAUUAAUUGAAUCUCCUUCUCCUUGUCCCUUACUAUCCCUUGCCUGUCUUCUCCAUGUAAUCUUGAAAGUUUGAUGUAAAACAGGUAUGUAAACCGGUUCUUUGUCCUUCUGUGACUACUGUUUGUAUAAAACCAAAAUUACCUGUGACUUUUUAAGUUUCUUUACAAAGGUGGACUCUUUACAUGUCAGAUACUUGAAAUAUUUUCUAAACUUCAGCACUCAACUUUUCUCAUUCUUUAGGCUAAGAUUGGUCAAUAGAUCUCUACUGGGAAGGGGAAAAAAUUCUAAAAGCUUGUAAAUUUGAGACUGUUUAGAAUGUGAGCAGCAAAGGAAGUAAACAUUUUGUAGCAUUUGUAUAUUUGUAUACAACUAGAAGUGCUCCUUGGGUUUCUCUGUAUUCCUCCCUUCCACAGGUCUCCUCUCACUCUCCAAACCAAAAUUCUCUUCAGUCCUUGGCUGGCAUUUAUCUAUUGAUCUUUGCACAGCUGGGGCUGAGAAGUGAGCUCUCAAUGGUUGCAAUUGAAUUCUCAUCCUGCAGCUGACUUAUUUCUCAGCUUGGAAGAGCCUGAUUAUGCUCUGAAUACUUCCCUAACAAUCUGCAUGUGGAAUAUUAUUCAAAAUUAAAAUGCAUUUUGAAAAUAGAAUCAAUCAUGUGCCAAGAGCAAAUACAGAUAAAAAUAAAUAAAACUGUCAAGCUUUUUGUGUGAUUUGGCAAACCUCUGCUUCUUUGACUGGAAUUUGCUCCAGUCACCAUGCAAGUCCUACUUUGCUAUAGAAAGUUGUACAGUACACUGUAGUGUUUGUGCCAAGAGUGGGGAAUUACCCACAAGCCAAGAAGACACUUCAUAAUUUGCUCCAAACACUUACCUGCAGUUGUUAAUUACUUAUUGACUACCAUUUCACUUCAAGAUGAUCUUUAAACCUAUUGGGUUGUUAGCAUCACAUUGAGUCACAAUUAUGCAUUCUCCUUGUGUGAAAAUCUAGUUUGGCUGAUGAUAAAUGUCCUCUAAAUUUGGAAGUGGUUCUAUGGAUCCUAAUUGUCACUGGAUCAACACAGUCACUGCUACCAAACAUUCAGAACUGGUUCUUGAAACUGGCUUUGGCAUCUGGUCUUCUAAUUCAGUAGUUCUUGGAUCCCUAAUAUUCUAAUAUAUAUUAUAUAUCCUAUAUAUAAGAUAUAGAUAUAUAUACAAUAUACAUAUAUAUGCAUCUUAUAUUAUAUCCUAAUAUAAUACCGCCACACAGGCAAGGUAUUUCUUUGGUAAGAACAAGCAAACCAAAUUUAUUUCAACUCCAGGAGUUAGGACUCAGAAAACAGUGCUCUCCGUACCAAAACUGAUCUACCUUGAGGCUCAUGGCAAGUUAUGGCUCCACAAUAUCAUAUUAAGUGCACCUUAUAGGCAAAGGUAGUUCAAGUAUUACAAAUAUCUUUAAGAGCAGCUGAUCUUGACAGAGAAAGAAAGAAGAGCAGCUUGUACAACAAGGACUUUUAGGCAACAGUUAUUUGUGUUGUUAAAUGCCAGCUUGCAAUUCAGAUGUUCCACAUGUAAAACAUUAUCUUCCAGGAAAACUAAGUCAGCAAGUCAAAGGCUACUAAUUAUACCUUGGAUGACUGAUAGUUGUCUGCUCUAUUGAGUUCGCUAUUGCGAUUGGAUCGCAUUUUUCUAAAGAGUGGGAAAAAGAUAGCCAAGUGAAUUUUUGUGGCUGUAUUGUUUCAAGGUGAAUGUAUCAAGAUUGUCUAACUAGAUGUUACAUUAAAUUAUCAUGGUAUUGCUGUCUUCAGAUCAGACAGUGAGAGUCAUUGUUAAGUGCUCUCGAGGUGAGAGGAAUCUCAACUACUGGCUCUGUACAAUCCAAGUGUGUAAUUCCUCACUGUAUGCAAACCGAUACCAUGCAAAGAAAGCGCUUUGCAUUUGGCAGAGUUUCUGGUUGUCUAGGAAAUUGUCUCUGAAAACAGAAAUGCUAAUGGUAAUGACUGUUCUUCCCCAGUUUUUCUAGUCAUGAGGCUGUAAGCAGUUUUGCAGUGUGUGCUCCUGUUCCUGCAGGCCAAAGAUUUGUGGUGGGGAGUGCAAAGCAAGGAGCUUCUGCAGGAGAAUCCUCAGUGAUGUUUGCGUGGUUCAGGAUGGUUCUCCAACUUCAGCAGUGAACUAUGUUCAGUUGUGGAUGCUACAUCUUUAUCAAGGACUUCAAAGCCUAAUUAAACUGAAGAAAAAUUUCCACUCAUCACAAGCUCCACUGGUUUAUGAAAUAUCUGAGCUGAAAGACAACUAGACUGCUUCAACAAGGCAGACCCUGUGAUUUGAUGAUAAAACUGACAGAGCUGGUGGUAAUGCAACUGUGUUAAACCUACUUCCAAGCCACGGGGACUUGUGCUUUCAGAACCAUUUUUUGAGCUUGGAAUCACCACAACAUCUGCUGAAAAGAAACAAAGCCCAAAAGAUGGGCUCUGGUCUGCUUAAGCCUACCCCCACUUAGUGCUCCUCAAGUUUCAGACAGCAAUCAUGCCUACUUACUUUCUGCUCUUGCUGUUUAAUCCUUUAAGCUGUUAAUUAGGUGCCUUCUUAGUGAUCCUGAGAGCUCCUUGGGUAUUUGUACUCCUAAAUGUUUUCAGGGGUUCAGUAGAACUCAGUGCACAUACUCAAGAAGUGUGCAGCCUUGGCUUUUAGUAACUACUCAACUUAAUAGGCUUUCAAGCUAUUACUGUCUUCAAGAAACACAUCUCCAAAACCCUGCCAGAGGCUGCUAUCGGUGGGAGCAUUUUGCACUGCUCUUCUUUAAACCGAAGCAUUGUACGGUCCAGCAGGCAAUAGCCACAAACAAAACAGAUCAGAUAGAAAAUGUUUUGCAGAAAGUGGUCUGCAAGUUUAACCCUGCCUAGCUCUGGAUGUAGACUUUCUGGUUCUAUUGCCAGUCUUCAAAAAUGUGAACAAGAGCUUGAAAAUGUGGUGUGCAGAAGCCAGUAAGGAAAAAUCUAAUGCUUUUAAGAACAACGUUGGGUUCUUAAUUGGGUGUAAUUGGGUGAAUCUACCUUCUGUGCUUAAAAGUAGAGAAGACAGAUGAAUGAGCUUGAGCUGUACUUUCAAGGUGAGAAGACAUUAAAUAACUGCUGAGGUUUGGGGUUGGAAUUUUUUUUUUUGUAAUCUUUUUUUCUCGUGUAACCAAAUACCAAUGUUCUUCUCCUUUCUGCAUAGGCUUACCACGUGUAGCAGUCUGAAGGGGAUCUGUGGACUUUGUCUUGAGAAAAUACCACUGUUUUGGAACUAUUCCAGCUCCCAGAUGCUGAGCAUUUUGCUGUUGACCUCACACUGCGUUGGCUGAAUGUUGAUCACUGUGGUGGAUCCCUUAUUUGUGUUUAACUUACUGCUGGCUACUCUGUCAGAACUGUAUCCUGCAGGUCUGUAACUAUAUGCACAGAUUCUCUCCCUAUAAAAUCCUUUUGGUUACUGCUGCUUCUUCAGUGAGGCAGCAGGAGAUGAGUUAGGCAAGCUCUUUGCUGUUAAAUGCAUGCUGGCUGCUCACAAUUUAGAUAUACUUUGCUAAAUGUUCCAUGCCUACUAUUUUCUGCUGUUCUCAUUAUUCAAAUCAUGCUUGUAGAACCUUGUUGUAUUUUUUCUUUUCCUGGAUAUUCAUGACAAAAGUAAUACAGGAUUCCUCCCACUUUGUGCAUAGCUAUUUUCUCAGUCCCAAAGAAUCUAUUGUUGCUAUUAAAGCUCAACAGUAGCACUUGACUGAUUUCUGACUGAUCAGAGACUUCAAUUAUCAGAUAUUUUCCUCUCUUCCUGCCUUGAUUUUUGUGCAGUCCCUCUUUGCUAUCUUUAUGAACAACACAGUGAAGGAUACAUCUGAUAGGAUGCUUUAUACAUGCUGUGACAAUUUGAUUCAAUUUUCACCUAUAUUACCUGUUUCUCCAGGUUAUUAUUUAUAUAUAAACAUGCUUCUCUUUAUCUGCUUCUUGCUCCUAGCCAGUAACACGUUCCAUGUCCCAGGUAUUUGGCCCAAACCUUUAUUGCCAGCACCACCUCAUUUCUCAUGGUUUUGAAUGCCAAUAGGCAUCUUGGGUAAACACUGAGCUCACCUGUUCCUGUGCUCUGUGCUACACCCUUCUCAUUUCAACUGGGAGCUACAGAACAGAAAGCUACCAAUAUCUUUGCUAUAAAAAGCAUUUUAGUGCUACUCGUAAAAACAAAUAAACACCUUCCCUGCCUCAGAUUAUGUGCUCUUGCCAUGACAAAAAAGAUUGCUUUUCUUGUGUGAGUGUUGCACAUAUAAUAUCUCUUCAAGGAUAUGAUCUCAUAGCCUCUUGCUAAUGCAUUGAUGACCCAUUUUUAUUUUGUAUCAUGCUGUUCAAAGACAAAAGAAGGUGAGACCAUCUGAGAGAGUCUUAGUGAUUAAUUGCUCUGUGCUACCUGUCCCAGAAUGCAGAUUGAAAUUGGAGCGCUCUGGCUCCCAGAGCUAAAUUCACAGAAAGCAGCUGUUUUUCCAGUGUUUUUUUUUUUUUUUUUUUUCUCUAAUAAGAAGCAGAAACUCACACCUGCUACUUAAUAUGUGAAUGGUAUUUAAAAUAUUGGGUUGUUUCAAUCAGAUCUGAGUGACAACAGCUUCAGUCAUUUAAACCCAUUUGCAGCCUCUUCCCGUUGUCUAUCACAGACACCAAGAAGCACUUUUAAAAAGUGUGUGUUCCUGUGCAUUAUGUUCAUGUUUUCAUUUAAAGCCACUAGUGGUUGCUCAUUUCCAUUCUUUAGAAGUAUGAAAUCAUCUCUGAUAAACUGUUCAUUUGGCACAUUAAUAACAAUGGAGAAUCAGGCUGGCUACGGUACUUAUACCAUCAGUGUGGUGCUUGAGCAACUCGCCUUUAUGUGUGAAUUUGUUUUUUGAAUACUUAUUGAGUGAGAGAAGUAGAGUUCCCAUUACAUAAAUAGGAAAUAGAAACAAACAGGCAAGCAAAUGUUUAUCUGUUUGCAUAAGAAGGAACAUCAAAAUCAGCAAGCGUCCUUGCAGGAGUGAAGUUAAGCAUUCAAAAAAGCAUUUGAGGAAAUCAGAGUAGAAUGACUAUGCUCCAGCCCAGGAGUGUAAAAAUACUUUGUACAGAUGGAAAAGGGGUUUCCAGAGCCACAUGCCAGCAAUUAGGCUCUGUGGCCGGAUGGAGAAACAUCUUACUUGAGACAGUGCUGAGAAGAAGUGGCAGCAGGAGGGACAGCCGCAGCUAGGGAUAAUCAGCUGGACCCUCCAAAACCAUUAAAAACACGUUUAGUGGUUGGGCUGGAAAGUCCUGUGGAGUGAUUUUGUCUGCUCUAAAAAGUGACUGUUUAUGUGUUUGUUUUCUGGGGAGGGCUGUUAAUGCAGGGAUCCUGCUGGUGCUGGCAGACAUAGCCCAAGACAAUAAAGAUUUCUAAGUUGCACAAGGAAUUUUUCUUUUUGCUUUGAUUCUUAUUCCCUUUAAAAUCCUGAAAGUGUGCAACUUGUCAAGCUUUACUGGUGUCACAAACUCAGCAGAGUUGGGUAUCUGUAGCAGAUUUUUUCAAGGUGUUAUAUCUAAUAAGUGAACUAUGCUUUCUCUCAGAGCCUAUGACUUUAUCCUGAUCUUGAGCCUGGGGAAAACAUCCAGCUAGAGUCUUAUUUCUAUACGGCUAUCAAAAACCUGGUGCUUGGUCACAAGGCCUCACUUCCUUCCAAAGAUGCUGUGUGGGGAAGCAGUACCUAGCUGAGCAGGGCUCCCUCUGACCUUCCCUCCAACUCCUGCCUGGAGGUGGCUGGCAUCCCACAACUGCCCCACACCUAGAGGAUAUGAAAGAGGAGAACCUUAAUUAGUGAACAUGGUGAGGCAUUUCAAGAAUCCACACAAGCAUGUAAAGCCUAUUCUGGUUUGUUUCAGAGCGGAUGGCAUAUACAGACAAGUGUUAGGUUGUUUGUAAUUAUCAACAUCUUUGGUGCUUAUCUGCUGGCAUGGGCCAUGAGGAGCAGCCCAGUGACUGCCUGUAUCUAUUUGCCAGCUGUCACAUGUGUACUCAGUCAUCUCUGCUGGCUAUCACCUGUCAGACAGCAAAUCCAUUUUCUAAGAAACACAAAGGUUUUAUUAUUAUCUGAGAAUGGUAUGAGAUUUCUUAAUCAUUCUGUACAUCUGAUGUGACAUCCUACAUUUCAGGGUGACAUACAAAAGCCAUCCUAAGGGGAAUCUCAAGCACCCGGCCUUGACUGCUUUCUGCCACAGUAUGGCCCUGCUAUCAGUAAUGGCUAUAUGACCAAGGGUAGAGCAGAGCUCUGUAUUUCUGGGUUACCAUAAAUGAUCCACUGUGUCCUGCAAUCUACUGACAAGCAAUCUGGGACAACAAGGCACAUAACAUCAUCUUGAUAUUUUGAGAAAUGGGGACGUAAGAAUUAGAACGUUCUUGUUGGCUGCUUCAAUGCUUUCUUCAUGACAGAAAGUAAUAAUUUUGCUGUCAGUAGGGAAAAAAUCCUAACCUUUUCAACUAUGAUUUUGUCAAAGAAAAAGAAAAGGAAUACUGAAUAUUUAACAGAAAUGCAGCUAUUCCUAAAAAGAAAUUGGCAAAAUGAUAUUCUGAGCCUUCUAACAAUAAAACCAUCUGAUAAUGUUUCCCUUUUCAGUGUGGCUUACUGCAUAGUCAGUGUUGAUGUAUGUAAAACCUGAUAAGCAAUGUAUAAACAAAACAUUCCAUACUGACCUUAGUUGGCUGUAAAGCGUCACAUCCAUCAUUUAAAAAUAUAUGGAAUAUUGGAUUCAAUAAAAACAAUUCUGCUUUGCUUUAGACAAAUGGAGUGAAAAGCUGUCUCUUGGCUCAGGAAAGAUUGUGGAAAAAAUCAGGGUUACAAAAGGGGUAAAAAUUCAAAUGGUAUUUAAGUUCUUGACAAUCUUUUUGUGUUGUCCGUAAAAUUGGCUAAGAUAAAUUGUGGAAAACUUUACUUACCAGAACAUUGUAUUUGACUUGGAUGAGUACAGUAUGUAACAAAAGAAAAAUCCACCUGGAAAUCCAAUCAUCUCUCUCAUCAGAUGCUUAUAACAUUAUAGCAUGUUUUUUAAUGGUAAUUGCGAAUUUUCUGAUUUUAGAGAGGCCUUGGGAAGAGUGCAAAUGAGAAAAUUCAGUGGCUUUCAUAGAACAUUUCAUGCUUGAUUUAGAAAGAUUUUCUUGGACACAAGUUAUAGCAGAGAAAUGGUACAGAAGUUGAAUAGGUAAAAGACAAUGAGGGCAGCAUGACAUUAAUUGCUCUGAGUUUGUCACAGUGGGCUCAACGUAAUGUCUUUAUAGACUUGGAGUUUGCAAGCUGAGGCAGACCCUCUAUCAGUAAGUGCAUUCCUGUCAUUAUCUUGUUCUCCUGCUCCACAGGUGUGCAUCAUACUUGGCAGAAAAUUUGAAAAGACAUGAAUCUUAAAAUAACACAGGAAAGCAAAGAUGCAAGUGGUGAGAUGGGAAAUGUUAGAAAAGGACCUGGAAAAGAAUUUUUACUUCUGCUUUCUCUUGUCAGGUCUCUUCUAUUUUAUCAUCUAUUGUGGCAAUCUCUAGGGAUGGAAAAAUCUGUCACACGCUGCAUCAGAACUUCUUUUCACUGUCUACAGUUAAGUCAUCUGAAUAUUUGAUGGACAAAGCUAGAAGUCUUUUUUCCUUCUAGCGAAUUCACUUACAUUUACUUUUUAGUUUCCACAUGCGUAUGCACACACAUGUGGAGGAUAUACCUUUGUUCAAGAGACUAGAAACUGGAGCAGCAGAUUAGCGGAAAUAAAUGAGGCAUUUUGUAGAAAGCAGGGCAGAAGUGUACUGCUACAGAGAGUCUGUACUCCCAGUUGCCUUCUGGAGCUCUGAAAGCGCGAGCAGCAGAAGAGAUAGGAGAGUAUUUUUUAGUGCAUUUCACACCAAUUAUAUGCUUUCUCAACCUUUAUCUCUUUGGAAACUCCAGGGCCUCCAGCAAUGAAAUCUAUGGUGCCAUCCAGCUGAAUCUGUGCCUCUCCUGGACUAAGAUGCGUGAGCCAAGUUGACUUCAGAUAUCCUUUCUUCAUUACCUCCUUACAGAUUUCAGCUGAGGAGUAUAAGGAUAUGCAAGUCAGUUAAACUCCUUAGGAUCAGUCUGGAGAGUAAUGAUGGGACUUCUUUUUUUCUUCAAUUUCUAAAUCAACUUAAUUUUCUAUCUCCUUGGAGUAGAUUAAAGCACAUUUUUAAGCAAUUCCCAAAUACCUGCAAUAGGUAACAAUGCAAAGAUGAGUGAAAAAGCAUAAGAAAUGAAGAAAAUAUUCAAAGUCUAAAAAUAAAAGAAUAUACAUAUUGUCCAGGUUGGCUAAGUGAUCAAGCAAAGUCACAUACGUUUAGAGAAUGCUUUUUUGCGAGCCAAUCUGAAGAAACAGACUCUAGAGAGACCUGAUGUUUGUAUUUGACUCUGUAAAUGAUGCUUCUCAAGAGAUCUCAUUCUAUCCCCUGUGACCUACUCAUGUUGAGACAGAUGCACUCCCCAAGGAAGCCAUCUUAUAAAUAUAUACUUUUUAUCACUCCCAGAUCCUUUCAGGUUCUUCUGUGCUGUUUCUGCUAAAAGAGGAUGUUGCUUUUUAAAUGCCCUUCAGUGUCCGACUUCUCAGUCUUCAUUUUCAGUAUACGCUUCCUUCUCUGAAUUUCUAGUUCAAGACAGUGCAUUGUUUGUAUAAUUCUCUGGAGUAGGUAACUCAGAUACUGCUCAGUUUUACCUUUAAAAAGGAAGACAAGUUUUUCUCAUACUUCCAUCCUAAUUUUCUCCUGUCAUGAAUGAACUACAGACAAUCUUGUCUUCCACAGCCAACCACAGAGAAACAAGAACUGAUGCUUACCAGAAAGACUGCCAUAAAGGAAAGCCAAGAAAAUACCAAAGAAACUGCAAUUGUGGAAGUGCUGACAGUGUGAUACUUAGAGCAGAGCAGACAGUUUCUCCCUGGAAGCUGUUUUCCUGCCCCCCAUGAUCAUUUCCUUCAGCAGGUGAGGAGCUCGUAUAGGUCUUCUGCUCUCCCCUCGGAUCUCUUUGAGAGCUGUUGUAGCUCUCUGCUUCUUGACCUCCGCUGAUCCUCUUCAAAGUGUUUCUCCAAGAUGUAGUUUGUCAACAGACAGAGAAAUCAAAGAAGCAAGAGUUUGCCUUGUUUCUCAUCCAGGUAAGCAAGCUCUCUUCUGGUUUAGCUGAGCAUGCAUUGCAGUGCGCAUCUGACUGCCAGUGCAUUUGUGAGUUCUGAAAAAAGUGAGUCCCAUUUUCCAUAUUGCAUCAGCAAAUGAUAAAGCACCCAAAUGCUAUGCAGACAGGAUGACCUCAGAGCGUUAGUAAUUUAGAUGAAGAGUUGACAGCAGAGGACAACUUUUAAAACAUAUGCAUUUUUAGGUACUGUUUGUUGCUCUGUGUGACACGUGGGAAUGUGCAGAUCAACCCUUGUUGCCUUGGUCCCCUACAACCCAGAUCUCGUAGUCUUCCCUCCACUCCAGGGAGGCCAUCUGUGGAGACCUCCUCUCAACUGUCCUACAACCAUUCAAGCAUGAGACUGGGACGUGCCAAAGUUCAACUGAGCUCCAGGAAUUGCUGAGGAAAAAAAGAAGCAUAUGACCACCAGUGAAAUCCAAAGAGCCAAAGAGAAUAACUAGGCUUUUAUGCAUAAAUGCUGGAUAGAACCAAGCUCUCUCACAUGGGUAAGAUUGAUGGUUGGGCUCAAUGUUCUUGAAGUUCUUUUCCAACCCAGAUGAUUCUAGGGCUUAUGCAAUUUGUGAUGAGCCAAGCAAAGGCCUUUCCCUCAGUCAACACUGUGUAAAAUGGCUUGAGACCGUUUUCUUCCUGAGCUGGGACUCCUUAGGUGACUUAGGUGACCAAGCACUACUAUAGGGAUGGAAAGCAGCCUGCUCCAUGCCUUGACUGUUAUAGUAUAGCAAAUAUUACGUAUUUUUGUGAGAGCAAUGAAAAGUGCAUGAGUUUGCAAAAGGUUUAUCUAUGUUUUAUAGCAGAAAAAAAAAUGAGAGUAAAACUACAUUGUUUUACUCUUUCAUGCUUCCUUUCUGCUUUUAGAUCUUGUUGCCUGUGAAGUAAAGCAGGAGGUUCUUUAGUUUCUGCAAAUGUCUCAGGGAAAAUGUAGCAGUACAGUUAUGUAUUUACAAAAUGGCAUUAAGCACAUUAUAAAUUCUAUCAAUCAAACUGAAUAUUGCCAAAUGGGAUAUUAUGUUUGUUAAUGAAGCAUGUUUCCCAUUCACACUCCCUAAUUGAGCAGGAAACAGAGGCUACAGCACCUUUUCUGUAAUUCCCUGCAGCCAUAGUCUUGUUUCCCAGAACUAACUGCUCUGUGGGCAUUCCAUCUCUGAAUCACUCCAUCUUAUUUCCAGUACAAUAGGAUUUUCAGCAGUGAUAAUUAUGCUUUGAAAAUGCUAAGUGACAAGCUCAUAGCUGGUAUAAAGUGAUUCAAAUGAACCUAUGCUAGUUUCAUGUCAUAGCCACUGUGUGCAUGUAGUAGAAAAGCAAAAGCUUUAAUCCCUGUGAACAUUUCUUUUUAAUUAGAAACUUUACUAGGGAAAAGGCAUGACUUCUUUUAUUUCUUUUCUAUUUUUUUUUAUCCUCAAGAAAAAAGAUGUUGGACAAGGAUGAUCCUUUGUAAUCAGAAAGUCCAGUUUGAUCUUACUAUAUGUAGGAAUAUUUUGGGAGUGGAUAGUCUUGCAGAUCUCAGUAGUUUUGAGAAACUAUAACUUGGAAGCAAAAUAAUGUGAAAGCAUGUAAAUUGUGUACCAGGUAAGAGAAAACCAACUUCUAAUUUGUAAAAAAUCAUGGGAGUUUUUGCUAAAAAAAAAAAAAAAAAAAAAAAAAAAAAAAAAAAAAAAAAAAAAAGGACAGUAAAAACCUGAGAAUUGGCUGCACCAUUAACACAAAGGAUUUAUGUUAUGUAAAUCUAUUUCCAUGCGAGGCUUUAAAUGUUAUACUGCUCUAAACUAGCUGAAACUAAACUUAGUCCUCUAAAUUAGGUGAGGAUUGGCUUGUCCUCAGACAGCCUUGUGACAGAAGGAAUGCAUUUCCAAUCAUUAUGGUAAUCUGCUACAUAAAUUGAAAAUUAAACUUCACGCCUUUCUCUAUCCCUGAAACAAAUACAGCAAUCAUUUACCUUGUCAUUGACAUUCUAGCAGUUACAAUUUGAUUUAAAUACUGAAUUAGCAAUAUUUAGGGGUUUUUUUUUACAUUAAAAAUAAGAAAAUAAAUCUGAAAAUAGAAAUCACCAUAAUGAAAAGACUUCAUUAUUUUAUUUUUUUAUGGAGGAAAGGUGCUGUGCAUCACAUGAAGUGAAAUACAUUUCCAUCACUUUUAACUAAGGAAAAGCUUAAUUUUCCACUCAUAAAUAGUAUUUUUGCCUGUCUUCUUAGGAAAAUACACACUGAAAAAAAAAAUCUGAAUUGCUUAUUAUAGUUUUAUUGUAUGCAUUUGAAAAUAUGAAGGCUACUUGGAAAGUAAUGCCUGUUAUUUCACUAUGUUGUCUCAUGACAUCAGAGGCAGAUGUUGGUAUUAUGGUAGUAGAGGCUGAACCUUCCUGACAAUAUUGCAUUACAUUUUGUUGCUGUCAGACCAAUGGCAACAGGGGAACAUUCUGACACAAAGGAAUCUGACAUGGAAGUGUGGUGUAUCAUUUAAUUUCUUUGUGCGGAAAAAAUGGCAACCACUGACAUUCACUGAUACUUGCUAAGCUUUUAUGGAGACCAAACAGUGGAUAUAAGCAUAGUGAGGCAAUGGGUGGUGGGUUUCAGCAGUGGUGACAGCAAUGUCAAUGACAAGUUACGUUUUGGAUGGCUAUGAGCAACAGUCACACCAUGGAAUGAAGAGUUUCUCGAUUAACUCAUCUGUGCAAAUCAGCAGAUUACAACUAGGGAACCAUGUACAUAGCUGAAUAUUAUCUUCAGUGCAUUGGAAACAAUGAUGGCAACAUUGGACUAUCUCAAAGUUUGUGUCAGGUGGGUCCCAUGAGUGCUCAAAUAGGAACAGAAAAAACACUAUAUACAGGUUUGUCAGGACCUCUUGAACUAAUAUGAGGCUGAAGAUGAUUGUUUCCUGGAUCACAUCCUGGAUCACUACCACGAGCUGGAGUUAUAUUGGCAGUCCAUAGAGUAACACGUGAAUUGCUCAUCAAAAAAAUCCCUCUGGGUGCCCAGCCAGUGCUGGUAGUAAAUUAGAAGAGGAAUUCAGCACAACGGGAGAAAUUUGAGUUGUCUUUUUCUGUGCUACUUCACAUGGUUUUGGAACAGUAAAGCCCUUCACUACUUCUGGACUUCUUUUCGGUUGCAUAGAGCUGCCAUUCAGACUGCAUGAGUGAAAAGAAUGUUAAAACAUACCAGGCCACAUUGGAAGAGUGUUCACCCAGGAAAUAUCCAAGUUUAUCCCCAAAUAACCCGAACAUCCAAGAGUAUCCAUAUUUGCAUCCUUUAUCACUAAGAAAAUUGUGAGAAAGGACCAAACAGUAGCUUUUUGUUGUUGCUGUAGUAUUUUUUUUAUUUUAUUUUUUUAAUAAAGUUGUUAUGGCAGCAAUCUGUCAUCGGCACUGUGAGUUUAGUGUCCAGAUGUCAGUUUGUUUAUUUUUUUGUUCUUCUGUAACUCCUGUACUUUACUUUGCUGUACUGUAGAAUGAGAGCUAUAGCAGUUCCCAUUGUAAUCUUAGUUUUAAUAUCAUCUACACUGUGUCCUCUGACUAUUUUGCUAUUGAAGACAAGUACAUCAUGUUAGCCUUUUGCAUAAUACGAUUUAAGAUGGUCAGAUUUCUUUCUUUAGUUAGUAAUAACUGUAUAAGUGUGAAGUAGCUUUUUAAAAUAAGUUCAGUUUUAAUUUUGAUUUUGAAGAAAUGACACAGUGACAUUCUCUUUUCACUCAAGUCUGUAGCAAACAUUUCACUGACUUCAAGGAACCAUUAUACUAUCCAAUGUAUGUGUGCACAGAAAUAUUACAUUGCCUGAAUUGAUCACCUGCUGGGCUGUGUUUCAGAUAACAGCUGUGACUGAUAGGGGGAAAAGAAAAAGAGAUGUUAAGAGCUGAGAAAUUUAGCCGAAAAUAAUCCAUUCCCUGUUUUGGAAAUGUUACUUUUAACAGGUCCUAUGGAAGCUAUGGCCUCUUUCAGGCUUCUGCCUUCUCUUUACCAAAGUCCACUUCUUUUAGUAAACAAUGAAUGGAUUUAGGACCUACCACUGCAUUCAAAGCAGUUGCUGUAAAUCAUUAUGUUCAAAAACACUAGGAUGUUGUGCUGGCUCCAAGGAUUCAUUCACACAUACCACACUGCAGCCAAAGGUAUCCUGAAAAGAGCCUUAGGAGAAUACCUUAGUAAACACUGUGAUCAGUUUUUUAAAUUUAUUCUGUCAGCAUCCUUGUGAGCACUUCAAAGUAUACAGAAUUUUACUUUGAAGUAAAAAAGAUAAAUAUUACUAUAAAGAUAACUGAAUAAAUCUAUUGAUCGCAUGGAGAACUUACUGAACUUUUUAAACAUCCACACUACAGCCAGUCGCAGCAUCAAACUGUUGCUCUCUGUGGCUGAUGCUUUCAAUUGAAGUUCAGCUUGGAGAAUUAUUUGUCACUUUCAAAGACAGACGGGAGCUCCUGAUGGCUGGAUUUCUGUUUCAUACCUCAGAAAAUAGCUUGUUACAGGUGAAAAUCUUCAGUCUUUCCCAGAAUGUGGUGCAUAAAAUAUUCCUCCCUCUUAAGAAUUUUGACAGUUGAACCUACAGAAAUAAUAGACAAAGUUGUUCUGACAUACAUUUCAGAUGAUUUCUUGUUUGAAUCCAUUUGAGAUGGUGUCAUGGUUCUAUGUUUCUUGUUUGUUUGUUUGUUUGUUUUUACUUUGGGUUUCAGUAUUCCACAUCAAAACAUCAUGUAGUGUACGGGGCAUCAAAGUAUCACUGCCCCAAUCCCAGGUACCUAUCCCUGUACAUUACAGCAGUCCAGAUCUGACCCUUCCGGGUGGGGGGGGCGCUCUCUUGCUGCCUUGCAGUGGGUGCUGGAGGGUGCUUUCCUGGCCGUUCCAAGCUUUUCAGGUUUGACUCGGUCCCGGGAACUCUCUCUCUCUUAUCUUGUCUGAUUUAUUAAUCUCAAUUUCAAUUAAAUUGUAUAUAUUGUGUUAUUUUGUAUUCCAAUAUUAUAGUAAAAUAAGUUUUCCUCCAUAGAUUGUUGCCACUGCUCUUUUCCUCCCUUCCUUCCUUCCCAUUUUUUUGUGGGACUGGGGUGGGGGGGGAGGGCGGAGGCCUGUCGCCCCUGUCACGGACAUAGAUUGAUCUGGUCAACUCCGUGACAGAUGGCUAUAGGAGUUUAAGUGUAAUGGAAAAGAGAAUUACUAGGAAUUUCUUGUUUUGACUUCCUGAAUUUCUAUAUCUUUUGCUUUCUCAUUCUCUACAGUUCAGACAGAAUUAGUUUUUCUUCUAGCUUGUGAUUUAAGUGAAACUUAAACUGUGUAGCUAGUGGACACAGGUCCAGAGUUUGUGAAGGCAGAUUUCUGAUUAUGUUCUGAUACUGUCAUAUUAUCCACAAAUAUUUAUAUGAUUCUUAAGAUGCACAAGUAACUAUUUGCAGAAAAUGGGAAAAAUACCAUCCUAUGGGUAACCUCUCUCUUUCUCUCUCUCAUUUAUUUGUUUCUUACAUUUAGAUUAUUUCAACACAAAGUAACUUUUUUCUAUCUUUACCUACUACUUUGACAAAACAUUAUUACCUGUUCCGUUGUCUUAAAAUGUUGCUUAAGUCAAGGUAUCUGCAGGACCUGGUUAGUGCUAUUGUGCCAUUUGCACGUGUGGGAGCUGAACUGCAGAGAGAUCUUUGGGAGCAGCUGCAACUUUACCCUUUUUAACUGCUUUCUACUUACUUGAGUAACUGUACUUUCUGUGAAACUAAGUAAAGCAAUUGUGAAGGAGAUUAGACUAUGAAAAUAAUUGAUGGAGAAAGUGGACAUGUAUGACUUUGGUGUAACUUAGCUUUGAUGUGCUUACCCAUUAUUUUUCAUUGGUGCAAAGGUUAAAUCCAUUAACUGGUGGUCUUCCAGUGUGGCUGACAAGGCAUGAUGAGCUCAGGCUAGCAAAACCACAAAGUACUUGAUCUCUGAAUGUAUGACUUUUAUUGUCAGCAGCAAAAGUGACUUGACUUUCAUGUGUUCGCUCUACAUGUGAGGAAAUGAACAUAAAUUAGUAGCUACAGUCAUUUCCUCUGGGUAAAUCUAUCUGAUCUUAAAUACUAGAAUGCUGAAAGGCUAAUGGCUUGACUGGCUGACAUGAUGAACAUCUACAGCUGUUUGUGAAGACAAAGGCAGGUCUUGCGUGCUCGCUGCCUUUGAAAAUCAGGUCACAUCACCAGCAAUGCCUUUAUAAAGAAUCCUCUUGAUUUUAGGAAUAUUUACAUAAACUUACACCAGGACAACAGCCUGAUGUAUCUCUUCAGCAUCUGAGUUUCUAAAAAUUGAAAAGGUUGAGCUUGUUUGCCUUCCAGGAAGCAUUAGAUGAUAGGUGGAGUGUUUUUAUCCCCAAUUCUUGAAUGUGUCAGUGUUUUGCAUUUACACCUAAAGAAGCAGUAUGUAGACCUUACAGUAAUUUGUAGGAAAUGAACACACAUUUGAGGUUUUAUAAUUCACAUGUGCUAACUUCCCUUGCCAGAAUUGCAGUUUGGGAAUAAAACAAACUCAACAGUUCAUGCCUGAGUGAUUAUGAUUUUUCUGUGUCACAGGAUAUUUGUAAACCUUUUACACAGCAUGGCCGUUUUAAUUUUGGUUUGUUUGUUUGUUACUGUUGUUUUAUUGUUUGUUACAAUAAUUGUUUGUUUGGUUUUUUUUGUCUGUUAGGAAAAUUUUUCACAUCAGUAUUGUCAUAUUACUGGAUAAUCUUACUAGAGAAGGAAAGCAAAAUAAUUUAAUUAAAUGACUUGAAGAUGUCACUUCAUGUUCAGCAAUUAACAGAAAAAGUAUGGUUAAGAUUAGAAAGCUUUAGACAUCUUGCAAUGUGAAUAUCCAUGGCAAACUUUGGAUGUUGAACCAGAUACAUUUUGUUUAUAUAUUGUUUUAAGUGAGCACCUUAGCUAAAUAUUGAUGUUUUAUGAGUUACAUUUUUGUAGUAUGUAGCACAAGGACAAACCCAUAAACAAACAUGAUACUUGCAUGUGGAGAAAAGAAAUUUUGAAAUGAUUUGUCUCUCUGGCAAUUGUAAAUCAGGAGUUGUCAGGGGACUGACAAGUUCAAGGCUCUUCCCUAGGUCUGGGAAAGGCUUCUUUGCUGUGGAUUCUUAGGGUAGAAUUCUGGCAACUUGCUCAGAUCCCAGAGCUCUAUAGAGGCUUGGGAACAAAGUGACAGAUGUAGUCCCACAUCUUGGCCCAACUCAUGAGCCACCACUUUUUGUUGGUAACAUUCUCCAGCUAGAUAGGACUUUACACAUGCCUAAAGCAGCAUGUGUUAGCAAAGAUAAGUAGCUCAUGCUCUCUAUGCAUCAUUUCCUAUUGCAGAAUGCUUUGAGCGUCUCUGUGAAAACAACCAAUCCUAAUAACCUGCCAUCUGGACUCCAGAAAUUUAAUGGUUUCUGACUUUAAACUAGCUUCAAUCCGCUUGCUGAGCUGCGUGUGUGCCUGUUACUGGUUGGAAAAUCUCCAGGCUAGAGCACCCUACCUGAGAGAGAGGUUCACUUCAAAUAUGCAUAUCUUAGCCAAACUGGAACACAAUACAUGUGCAACUUGAACAAUCAUGCUGUAUUUGAUCUCUUAUUUCAUAUGGCAUUUAUAAACCUCUCCCAUGUCUUCCCAUUGGGUCUCAGUGUUUAUACAGCUUAACAAUACAGACCUGACUCCAAUGACAGCUCACAUCUAUUUUCUCAACCUGUUGUAGGUUAACUUUAGAAACAAUUCUCUCAAGAUUGUCAGAUAAUCAAAAAGCAACCAACUUAGCAAAUUUUAGAAAAUUGCUACUCAGUAAUGGCGAUAUACAUCGUAUGGUAACUGUUGAGUCACAGCCUGAACCACUGAUUGAGCACCUGGGGAAAAAAUGGUCAGCCCUGGGAGCACAGGUGAAGGCAAUUCAGCUGUGUGAGAGGAAGGAGUGGAGCCUGGCUGCACCUCUCUUAGACCACAUCUCAGAGCUGACUGCCACUGGGGAAGGAUCUCUGGUUGGAAGUUUAUCCCUUGUGGAGUUUUCUUGUGAGCUUAGAUGAGGGUGUGUCUAAAAACCAUUGAGUAAGUCAGCAGUCUGCUGAAAUUUCUUGCUUCCAAUCCUGCUGUGGCUUCACCAGUUCCCCCGCCCAUGCACUGAGACCCAUCAGGAGAAGCAGCCUACAGACUUGCAGAUUGCCCCACCACCCUGAGGAAUCUGAGAUGAGAAUAGCCAAAUGCUGAUGAUCUUGACACUGUUUCUCUCUUAUGUAUGCUGACAGGGUAAAAAGCUUGAACAUGCCUCGUAGCCCAACAUCAAGCGAAGAUGAAAUGGCACAGAGCUAUUCCGACUAUUCUGUUGAGUCUGAAUCUGACAGUUCCAAAGAGGAAACUAUUUAUGACACAAUUAGAGCAACUGCAGAAAAGCCAAGCAGCAGAAUGGAUGACAGUCAGAGCAACACUCUGGUGAUUCGAAUUAUAAUACCUGAUCUCCAGCAAACGAAAUGCAUUAGAUUUAAUCCAGAAGCUUCAGUGUGGGUCGCAAAGCAACGAAUUUUGUGCACUUUGAAUCAGAGUUUGAAAGAUGUCCUGAAUUAUGGACUGUUCCAGCCAGCAAGCAAUGGUAGAGAUGGAAAGUUCUUGGAUGAGGAACGACUUCUCAGGGAAUAUCCACAGCCGGUGAAUAAAGGAGUUCCUUCCCUAGAGUUUCGAUACAAGAAAAGAGUGUACAAGCAGUUCAAUCUUGAUGAAAAACAGCUGGCCAAACUUCACACAAAGGCUAACUUGAGAAAAUUUAUGGAUCAUGUCCAUCAUCUCUCAGUGGAAAAAAUCACAAAAAUGUUGGACCGAGGACUGGACCCCAACUAUCAUGACCUAGAAAGUGGAGAAACACCACUAACUUUGGCAGUUCAACUUGACAAUACAGUAGAAGUGAUAAAAGCUCUGAAAAAUGGAGGAGCACAUUUAGACUUCAGAGCCAAAGAUGGAAUGACAGCUCUGCACAAAGCAGCCAGAGCCAAAAACCAAGUAACCCUCAAGACUCUUUUAGAGCUGGGAGCAUCUCCUAACUACAAAGACAGCUGUGGCCUGACACCGCUGUACCACACUGCUGUUGUGGGGGGGGAUCCUUACUGCUGUGAACUUCUUCUUCAUGAACAUGCUACAGUUAGCUGCAAAGAUGAAAACGGAUGGCAAGAAAUUCAUCAGGCUUGCCGAUAUGGACAUGUCCAACAUCUGGAGCACCUUCUCUUCUAUGGUGCUGACAUGUGUGCGCAGAACGCAUCGGGAAACACAGCGCUGCACAUCUGUGCUCUUUACAACCAGGAGAGCUGUGCCAGGGUGCUGCUAUUCCGUGGAGCAAACAAGGAGAUUAAGAAUUACAACAGCCAGUCUCCAUUUCAGGUGGCUAUAAUAGCAGGAAAUUUUGAGCUUGCUGAAUAUAUCAAGAAUCACAGGGAAGCUGAUAUUGGAUCCUGCUUCUCAUAUCCAAGUAGAAGUCCCCGGAAUCUGUUGCUAUCAGUGCCCUUUAGGGAGGCUCCUACCUACUCAAACAGAAGGCGGAGACCCCCGAGCACCUUAGCAGCACCACGUAUCUUGCUUCGUUCCAACAGCGACAACAACCUGAACAUCAACAAUAUCCCUGAGUGGUCAGCCUCCUCUUCUGCGUCUUCCCACCGCAGCCUUUCACCUCAUCUACUUCAACAGAUGCAGAAUAAUCCUAAUGGAACUGUAAAAACUGUAGGGAGCUACACACCAUCCUCCCGGAGCCGGUCACCGUCCCUAAACAGGUUGGGAGAGGAUGGCAAACGGCAGCAGCACAGGCACAUCAGUGCUGUUUACAAUCCUAGUGCCAACAAGGAUACUCUGUCUGCCUUGGAUUAUCAGGGUCCAAAACGCAAGCUUUACAGUGCUGUACCUGGAAGACUUUUUAUUGUUGUAAAGCCAUAUCAACCUCAAGGAGAAGGGGAAAUUCACCUGCAUAAAGGAGACAGAGUAAAAGUUUUAAGCAUUGGAGAAGGUGGAUUCUGGGAAGGCAGCACCCGGGGACAUAUUGGAUGGUUUCCUGCAGAAUGUGUUGAAGAAGUUCAGUGUAAACCAAAUGAAAGCAAACCAGAAACACGAACAGAUAGAACAAAGAAACUGUUUAGACACUACACAGUUGGAUCCUAUGACAGCUUUGAUGCUUCAAGUGACUGCAUUAUAGAAGAAAAGGCAGUGGUCCUGCAGAAAAAAGACAAUGAAGGAUUUGGAUUUGUGCUCAGAGGGGCAAAAGCUGACACACCAAUUGAAGAAUUCACCCCAACUCCAGCCUUUCCUGCUUUGCAGUACUUGGAAUCUGUGGAUGAAGGGGGAGUAGCAUGGCAAGCUGGCCUGAGAACCGGAGACUUUUUGAUCGAGGUUAAUAAUGAGAAUGUUGUGAAAGUUGGCCACAGGCAGGUGGUGAAUAUGAUCCGACAAGGGGGCAAUCACCUAGUUCUAAAGGUUGUCACAGUAACAAGGAAUCUUGAUCCAGAUGACACAGCUAGAAAGAAAGCCCCACCACCUCCUAAGCGAGCUCCAACCACUGCACUGACCUUGCGGUCUAAGUCAAUGACCUCAGAGCUUGAAGAGCUUGUGGAUAAAGCUUCAGUACGGAAGAAGAAGGAUAUUGUCCCUUCACAUUUUGAAGGUUUGAAGAAGAGGAUUGUUUUUCGAGUCACACUAAAUAAGGUGGAUGAAAUAGUACCAGUUUCCAAGCCAUCAAGAAUUGCAGACAAUGCAACUGUGGAUUCAAGAGUGGCAACUAUUAAACAGCGGCCUUCUAGUAGAUGUUUUCCCUCAGCUACAGAUAUGAAUUCUAUGUAUGAGAGACAGGGUAUUGCUGUGAUGACGCCCACUGUACCAGGGAGUCCACAAGGUCCUUUUCUGGGUAUACCUCGGGGUACAAUGAGAAGACAAAAAUCUAUAGGAAUAACAGAGGAAGAACGGCAGUUUUUGGCUCCUCCUAUGCUGAAGUUUACCAGAAGUCUUUCAAUGCCUGACACCUCUGAAGAUAUUCCUCCACCACCGCAGUCCUUACCCCCUUCACCACCACCACCUUCUCCCUCUCUGUACAACGCUCCCAAAUCCCCAACGUCAAGGAGCUAUGGAACUAUCAAACCUCCAUUUAAUCAGAAUUCAGGUGCAAAAAUUUCUUUGGUUAGGCCUGAAAAUGUGGGAACAAUGAUGAGGGACAAAGGGAUCUAUUACAGACGAGAACUGGACCGUUACUCUCUGGACUCUGAGGACCUGUACAGUCGGAGUGCCACAGCUCAGGCAAAUUUCAGGAACAAGAGAGGUCAGAUGCCUGAAAACCCAUAUUCUGAGGUUGGGAAGAUUGCAAGCAAAGCAGUUUAUGUACCGGCCAAACCAGCAAGGCGGAAGGGGAUGCUAGUUAAACAAUCCAAUGUUGAAGAUAGUCCAGAAAAGACCUGCUCUAUUCCAAUCCCCACAAUUAUUGUGAAAGAGCCGUCCACCAGCAGCAGCGGGAAGAGCAGCCAAGGGAGCAGCAUGGAAAUUGACCCUCAGUCUUCAGAACAACCUGGGCAACUCCGACCUGAUGACAGUUUAGGUGUCAGCAGUCCAUUUGCAGCAGCCAUUGCUGGAGCAGUGAGGGACAGGGAAAAGCGGCUGGAAGCGAGGCGUAAUUCUCCAGCCUUCCUCUCCACAGACCUAGGAGAUGAAGAUGUUGGACUAACACCACCAACACCACGUAUGAGGCAAUCUAAAUUUACUGAUGAAGCAAUGUUUAGUAGUGAAGAUGGCUUUAGGCAGCUUAUGUCACCAUCUCCAAUUCCCGCACCUAGAGAGCCUGAAAAUCUUUUUAAUAGCAGUGAUCCCAGCAAUCAAAGCGAUGCAAGGACAUUAAAUACUUCGUCCAAAACGAAGGGUACUGAAAACAGUACAGCGGCAGCUAAGUCCACAAAUGCAUCCACCUCCGAUAAUUACGUUCACCCGGUCACAGGAAAGCUGCUAGAUCCAAACUCACCGCUAGCCCUCGCUCUCUCUGCCAGGGACAGAGCCAUGAAAGAACAAACACAGCAGAUUCCAGGCAAAGUGGACACUGUUAAGGCUGACCUUAAUAAACCACUUUACAUCGAUACAAAGCUGAGACCCAAUAUUGAAACAACAUUUCCUGUUACUGCUACUGUCUCUAGGCAAAAUACUCGUGGUCCACUACGAAGGCAGGAGACUGAGAACAAGUAUGAAACAGAUGCAGGGAAAGAAAAGAAGGCUGAAGAGAAGAAAAAUAUGUUGAUAAACAUUGUGGAUACUUCACAGCAGAAGUCAGCUGGCUUAUUAAUGGUUCAUACCGUGGACACAGCAAAGUCAGAUGAUACGCCUGAGGAUGAAGAGGAAAAGGGAGCUGAAAUGGAACCGAGCCCCGAAAACUCCCUGACAGAGAGGCCAGAGGGGAGUGAGGAAGCUGAAAGUGAGCUGAACGUGCCUGCUGUGCCUGAGCCACCGGCAUCUCCCUGCAAAACCAUUGUGGCGGCGAGCUCUGUCGACGACCCAGUCAUCUUGCCCUUCCGCAUCCCCCCACCACCCUUAGCAUCAGUUGAUAUUGAUGAAGAAUUUAUUUUUACUGAGCCACUACCACCCCCCUUAGAGUUUGCCAACAGCUUUGACAUCCCUGACGACCGCUCGGUGCCCGCUUCAGCUCUCACGGACUUGAUUAAGCAAAGGAAAAACGGCACACCCUCACCUGCGCCAUUCGUCACCAGCCAGCCAACCAAUUCUUUAGACAGUAAAAAGCAAGUGGGUCUUUCAAACUGUUUGCCUGCCUCCUUUCUGCCACCCCCUGAUAGCUUUGACAACGUCACUGACUCUGGGAUUGAGGAGGUAGACAGUCGGAGUAGUAGUGACCAUCACUUAGAGACAACCAGCACUAUCUCAACAGUGUCCAGCAUCUCUACCUUAUCCUCGGAAGGGUGCGAGAACGUGGAUACUUGUACAGUCUAUGCAGAUGGGCAAACAUUUCUGGUGGACAAACCCCCAGUACCUCCUAAGCCAAAAAUGAAGCCCAUAAUCAACAAAAGCAAUGCACUUUACAAGGAUGCGCUAAUUGAAGAAACUGUAGACAGCUUUGUUAUUCCUCCUCCCGCUCCACCCCCACCUCCCAUCAGUGCGCAGCCCAAUAUGGCAAAGGUUGUUCCCCAGAGGACAUCUAAGCUAUGGGGGGAUGUGACGGAGGUGAAAAGCCCAAUUCUCUCAGGCCCAAAGGCUAAUGUUAUUAGUGAAUUGAACUCAAUACUCCAGCAAAUGAAUAGAGAGAAAUCCUCAAAGCCAGGGGAAGGAUUGGAGUCACCUACUGGAACAAAAACUGCAAGUCUCAGUACAAGGAGCACAGAAGUCAUGAGUACUGUCUCAGGUACACGAAGUACAACAAUCACUUUCACUGUCCGACCUGGAACCAGCCAGCCGAUCACACUGCAGAGCAGGUCCCCAGACUAUGACAGUAGGACCUCAGGAGCACGGCAUGCUCCAAGCCCUGUGGUUUCACCAACAGAGAUUAAUAAAGACAUCAUGCCUGCUCCUCUGACUGCUUCUGCUUCAGCUUCAUCUCCUUCUCCAACUCUGUCCGAUGUAUUUAGCCUACCCAGCCAGCCCCCCUCUGGGGACUUAUUUGGCUUGACCACAGGGCGCAGCAGGUCUCCUUCUCCCUCAAUAUUACAACAGCCAAUCUCAAAUAAGCCUUUUACAACUAAGCCUGUCCACCUGUGGACUAAACCAGAUGUGGCAGAUUGGUUGGAAAGUCUAAACUUAGGUGAACACAAAGAAACAUUUAUGGACAAUGAAAUAGAUGGCACUCAUUUACCAAAUCUACAAAAGGAAGAUCUGAUAGACCUUGGAGUGACUAGAGUUGGGCACAGAAUGAACAUAGAAAGAGCUUUGAAACAGCUGCUGGACAGAUAAGAAUAGCUAUUUUGCCUCACAAACUUCUGUUGAUAACUAGAGAUGGGCUGGUACUGAAAUACCCCAAAUGCCUUGUCUGUCUGCGAGUGCCAGCAAAAUUAGGGGGGAAAAAUAAAACAGUUUAAUUCCUGGUACUCAGGUAAUGCAGACUAUAUGUUACACACCCAAAUAUAAAUCUAAAUGUGUUGCACGAGUGGGGCCAUUUAUUUCAAAGUUGUGGGGAGAUACAAGAGAGAGAGAGAGAAAAUUGUUAACUUCAAAAAUAUUACCAUCUAUUGAUACUGCCCUUCUCCUGGAACCAUUACAGACCAGUUUUCUUUUAACUUCAAAUUGCAAGCUUUUUUUUUCUCCUUAAUUGAAAAGCACUGUAUUCUCUUCUUGACAUUCAUUCAGACUCCCAGCAGGUUUCCUUUCUGAAAUCUUAGUUUAUUUAAAGAGGACAGAUUGCUUCAUUACCAUUCAAAUCCAUUUUUGUUAGCAGAGGUACAAUAUUGAGACAGGUACAGGAGUUCAUAUAACUGUUUUUUUACAAAGUUUAGCUCUCCGAUUUGUUGGCAGAGAAGCUGGUUGUUCUGCUGGAAUUAGCUCAAAGGUAACCUUGCUCUGUUUUACCUGGUAUUUCUUUAUUUCUGCAGUUAUAUUUAGCACUCUUCCAAGGUGGCAGAACAAGUUCAAUACAUGCUCCAUUGACGUGACCUGUAAGACGAUGCAGAUAUUUCAUAAAAGCUGAGAAGGAAUGCUCACUUAGAGGUACAACAAAAUGAAGCUAGUUUGAACCUGAGACCCCCAGUUUUCAACCAGCUAAACUACUGCUAAGUCGCAAUGUGAACUCUGCAAAUCAGAAAAAAAAUUGGGUUUAUGUACAGCUGCAUCUUCAGGACUUCACAGUCAGAUAUCAAAUACGCUGAACCCUGAGUGAUAUUGUCUAAUCCAGUGAGUGAGAAGUACUUAGAUAUUUUGAACAUCGGGCCAAGAAAGAUUAAGUAGAUGAAUGUUCCCAUUGAAGUCAACGAGAAGGUUGCCAGUAUUUUAAGUAAGAGAGGAAUUUCAAGCUGUUAGCAGAAAUAGAAAUAGUUUAUGUUGCUUAAAAAGAAAAAAAAGAAAAGAAAAAAAAAAAACCUAAUGCCAAGAUAGACCAAGGUAUGUAGUGUUCCAGAGCAUAUGUGCUUAAGGGGCAAGGGAAGUAGUAGCUAUCCGGUUUCUCGUUUUUAUUGCUAUUAACAAGUAUGGGCUCCUGGACCAGAAGAGCAGAGUGAACACCUCCCGGGGGGCUGAACGCUUCCCAUGGCCACCCGUGAUUGCUGUGCAGGUGGCAGUGAGCACGCCCUGCUCUGGGCCGGAGCUUCCAGGAGACCUCGGCAGCAGGGGGAGCACACAUUUGGUCAGUCUGACUAUUUCAUUUUAUUAUUUUUUUUAAGUUAACAAGUCUCUCUCUGCAUGUUUGACCUCCCCUUGUAAUUAACACCUCUAAAUAUCUGUGAGUUUUGUAGGUCUUUAUUAACAUAAUACUCAAGAUGUUCAAGGUGGAUAAAUUGUGUGUGGAUGGCUAGACUGCCUACCUACCAUACUUUCAGGUUCUCUUACAUUUUGCAGGAUACCUGAACUUUCUUUCCUUGAUAUGUUCCUUGAUAUGGUCCAGCCUAUCUCUAAUUUUUUUAUUGUGAUUAUUUUUGCUCACAAACAAGUGUCUAAUUAGGUCUGCAACAGCCCUAGUAUGAGUACAUAAAGUUUAGCAUUUUAAAUAUCUUUCUUUACUGCAAGUUUAAAUAGUUGUACAGAUAGUUUAUAAGCACAAUAUUUUAAGAAAAUAAGUGGCUGGUCUACUGGGCAGCCUUUGUGCCACUUCAGUGCUAGAAAGUGAAAAACAACAAAAAAAAAAAACUUUUGUGGUUUAAUACUAUUUCUGUGGAAUAAUUAUAAAGUCUUGACCUUUUUAAAAUCAACCUCAUUUGGAUGCAUCUGAACCAGCAGAGCUGUGUUAUAUUUUCUAUCUUUGCUAGAACUUCUACAAAGGAGGAUGAAUAUUUCUUCAAAAGUGGUUAUAGUUACCAACGCAUUGGAUACUCAUAAAAAGCAACUUAUUUAGCCUCCUGCCCCCUUUACGGAACAACAAGUCCUUUGACUUAACAUCUGUUACUACGCUAUAUUUGUAUUUGAAAGUUCCAAGUAACCUUGUAAUAAAAACCAAGUACUAAGGUGUUUUACUUCCAAAAGUACUGCAUUUUUCCAUAGGUGGUGUAGAAGAUGACAGUCUCAUUCAGAUAGUCAACACAGACAACUUGAGGCCAUCAGAUACUUUCAGAAGUGUACAAAUGGUAAUUUAGCCAUCAUUGUCUUCCAUUUGGUGAUACAACAGAAUUCAGUAAAUAAACCACUAAUGCCAUGCUCUUUUUUUUUUUUUUUUUUAAUUUUUUUGUUUCUUUGGGUACAGUUGAUAUUACCUCUAUAAUAUGUGCCAGAAAAUACGUUAGAAAUUAUGGUAGUAACAACAAUGUAGAAGUUGACUUUGAAGCUGCUUUUUACUCACAACCUUAUUGUUGAAUUUCAGUUUAAUGAGUGCUGACGUUCAAGGUCAAUUACAGUUGGUGGUAAUCCCUUUCUAACACAGGUGUGUUUCUUGCCUGUCUACCUUUUCAGGUACUGAAAGAAUAGGUACAAAAUCAUUAGCAGAAAAGAGGUUUGAAACAUCAAAGAGCUAAUGAAAUAGUUUAUUUUUACAUCGUGUCUUACAAAGUAAACGUAACGAGACCUGAGAGGACCUCCUUUCACCAAUAAAAUGCACCUCUGCCAAGAUGAAUUGGUCUCUAGCUCUGUUUGAUGAUUUUGCUACAGAAAGCAAUAGUAACAGAUACGACGUUGCCUCUGAGUAUUUUCGUCAGUCUGGAAACGUUGGGGGGAGGAGAGAAGACCCAUUUAUUUCAUGCUUCUAUGAUAGUGAAAAACAAGUUGUUAGAGAUCUAUGAAAUACAUUAUGAUAUUCUGGGUUUUAGGAUCAACUUUUGUUUAUAUACUGUAAUUUAAAUAAAUUGCAUUUACAUGCCUAGUUUCUGUAAUAUUUGUGUAUACAAUACCAAAAUCUUACAAGAUGUAAAUUGUGUAUAACUGCACAGACUCCUUUCCGUAGGUGUCUGAGAACAUUUUCAGUUGAAUUCAUAUAUUAUAAAAUGACUAGAUGUGACUGUUGAUUUACAGAAUUUACAUAUCACAAAAGUUAAUUAUUUGUGGUACUUAAGUUAAUAAAAUAGUGAUUUUUUUCUCCGUUCUUAAAAAGCAUUACCCAGUUGAUCUGGCGAUGAUUAUGUGUAUGAGCCACAAAUAUUGAUAAUUUUUCCAUUACAUUUUUUCUUUUCUUUUCUAGAUAUUACUAUGUUUCUCGCUAUAGUUUGUGUAAGAACUUGUGUUCACGUUAUCUAUGUUGCUGUAAUUUUCGUGCUUUAAUUCCUCUUAUUUCAACUGAUUAAAAGAUCAAGCUCCUGUAACUUGCACUUUUCCCCAAUCCUUAAUACUCUUGUAUGGCAACCAAAAUUACUGUAAGAAAUAAAUAUAAUAUUGCACUAA